This is a messenger RNA of Acanthisitta chloris (rifleman), 690 nucleotides long. RefSeq names its product geminin coiled-coil domain containing (gene GMNC). The transcript has 3 exons. Gene Ontology annotation, cellular component: nucleus. Gene Ontology annotation, biological process: negative regulation of DNA replication; negative regulation of cell cycle. The record is from RefSeq and is a predicted model, not a curated record. The annotation marks the transcript as partial. Lineage: Eukaryota; Metazoa; Chordata; Aves; Passeriformes; Acanthisittidae.
CUUCAAGAUACUUUGCUUCAGAAGGAAGAGGAACUUGCUAGGUUACAUGAAGAAAAUAAUAACCUGCGACAAUACCUGAAUUCUGCUCUGAUUAAGUGUUUAGAAGAAAAAGCCAAGAAACUGCUAUCUUGCCAUGGACAGAAAUCCUGUGCUAUUCUCAGAAGCACCAAGAGGAGAUUAAAAGAGGACCACAGCUAUGUUCCUCAAGAAACUCCUCAUGCUUCUAAAGCUAGAAGGAACCUCUUUAAUGAAUUCACUGCCUGUGAAGAGCAAGCCAGCCCUGCUGUGGACAGCUGGGUCUUGCAGACCUUAGGGUUAAAAGAUGUCAACACCAUUGAUGAAACUUCAGCUAACUACAGUGCCCUGUCCUCAGACCUUGGAAAAGACACAUAUUGCCUGAGCCCUGGUGAAGCAAUAGACUAUGACCACAGUGAAGCAGCAGCAGCAGCAGCAUUUACCUGCACACCGUGUGUCUCCUCAUCAGUGCCAAGUGUUUCCUCCCUCCCGGCCUAUGACUUGCCUUAUUUGACUGGUGAUUUGUCACCCAACAAAACAGAAGUGGCCUUCACAACAUCUCUAAGUCCUCACCGCAAUGUGAGGACACACACCUUCCACCAAGGACAAGCCUUUGUGCGCAGGGAUAACGAUGGAGGAUGGAGACUCACCUGGGUGCCCAAGCAGGCUGAAUAA